AUGCAGGCCAAUGCGACGUCACUUGCAGCCGAUAACGCAAAACGAAAUUGUUUGAAACGCGCUCGAUACAUGACCAAAAUGUGGACAAGUGGACAAUUACGACAUUGGAGCCUCAUGUCGUUAGCGAUAGUCGCAACGUUGCUGUGUGAUCUAAAGACGGCAGCCACAACGGAGACAGCAAUAGAGAAACCUUUGAAAAGAACCGAAGAGCGAAGAAGCGUAAGCUUGCGGGGUCUCAUGCCGAUUCCAAACUGCUCCGACACUGACGACUAUUUUGAGUAUCAAGACAAGAAUUAUCAUGAAGAUUUUGACGUCAAUGGGAAGAGCUUAGAUAGAAAUGCUUCACAUAUUGCGAUCAUUGUAGUCAGUGUUGCCGUUGGAUUGAUCCUGAUGACUGUCUGCUUGACGUGGAAAGCCUGUGUGGAAUGCUGUACGAGCGCCAACAGGCGAUCACGUCAUCGAGCUUUUAUGGAGCGAUCAAAUGCUGGCUGGAGAUGCGAGAUAUGUGAUCAUACAAACGAAUCUUCCCAUACCGAGUGUAUGCUGUGCGGGACAACAGCUGAAGAAAUCAAGAUGCUCUCCAACCAAAGAGAAAACGAAGACACAUCGGUAGCAAUUGCCUCGCCAGCGGAGGAGACCAACACUCAAUCGGAUUCCAAUUACCUAAUCGUGUUUUCUCCUGGAGUAGAGUGGAAUGAUGGAGACUUUAAGGUAUUUUUAAGUGGGGGCUUGAACAUCCGCCAGUUAGUUGCACGUGAACGUCAUCAAUGGAAGCGCUCUAUAGGGGUGCAACACGUACGCUGGGUAAAUAUCCCUUUUGAAGCGCUUCUGGAGAACGAAGCUUUACGUAGCACCAUCAUUAAGGAACGCGAUUUUCAGGAAUGGCAAAAACGGUACCUUCCGCAAGCGUCUAGGUCAUCUCGGAUAUCUUUGUCAUCUGCCCUUUUAUCAUAUAGAGGUAGGCAGCAGCUUUCUUGCCUUGCCCCCGGAACGGCGUUCGUGCGUGAAGACUCGCACUCUGGAGGGCAAGCGGUGCGCUGGUGUUUGGCUGAGGAUUUGUCCAUGCCGUCACGUCAAUACUCCAAAACUUUAGUGCACGUUGCGGCCUUGACGUUCUCUAAAAAAGUGCAGUGGUUUUACCGGUACUCACUCAAGCUGUCCUCUUCGAUUGCGAAUGGCUUUCAUACUAUACGAAUUCACCGCGACAGGGUAUUGAAGCAAUCAGUGACUCUAUUGUUGUCGGUGCCUAGUGCAACCCUUCAUCGCAGCUUCCGAGUUCAUUUUAUGGAAGAAGUUGGUGUUGAUGGUGGAGGAAUUUUGCGCGAAUGGCUGCAUCUAAUUUGUAGCCAACUGUUUGCGGAACCUUUAGGGCUGUUUUCACUAACCAGCUCAACAGUACACCAAGGUUACUGGAUUAAUCGAACCGCUACAAAAAAGUCUAAUGAGCAAUUGCGGAUGUACGUCUUCUUCGGAAAAUUGCUAGCAAAAGCACUGCUGGAAGGUCUACUUUUGAGCGUCCGGCUUUCGAUUCCUUUGUUAAAACACAUUCUCGGCGCUCCACUUAAGCUAUCCGACUUGUAUCUGCUCGAUGAAACAGUGCAUUCCAGUAUGAUGUGGAUUUUGGAGAACGACAACACCAGCACUUUGGGUUUGAACUUUACGGUAGAAGGUGUAGAUCUCGUUCCGAGCGGUGCAAAUGUCUCUCUUCACGAUGGAAACAAACAGCUUUACGUUGUAAAGGUGGCACAAUAUUAUUUAUUCGACAGCGUUCGAGCGGAAAUUUCUAGUAUCAUGGAAGGUGUUCAAAGUGUCAUCAGCGAUACGAUGCUCCACAUAUUCGACUUUAAAGAGCUCGACUUGCUGCUCUCGGGGCUACCACAGAUUGAUGUCACCGACUGGAAGAUGCACACAGACGUUCGAUUCUGCGAGCACGAUGACAGUGAGUUUGAUUUGAUCAGCUGGUUCUGGGAGAUUUUAGAGUCUUUCACACAAAACCAGCGCGGACGAUUGUUACAGUAUGUUACCGGAUCCAGCGGUGUCCCCGUUGAGGGUUUCAAGGGCUUGACUGGUAUGGAUGGCGAAAUCAAGCUUUUCACAAUCCAGCUUGGUAAAGAUAUUUCCACCGUGUAUACAGUACUACCCCAUGCAAGCACCUGCUUGAACAGGCGAGUACUAGAUUUGCCACUCUAUUCUUCCAAAGCAGAGCUUGAGCGGAUUUUGUUGAUGAUAAUAGAAGUGGACGUCACAGGCUUUAGCAGUCACUGA
Peronospora farinosa is the source of this 2265-nucleotide messenger RNA. The record is from the annotation of a GenBank genome assembly. NCBI's taxonomy places the organism in Eukaryota, Oomycota, Peronosporomycetes, Peronosporales, Peronosporaceae.